Rubroshorea leprosula is the source of this 1110-nucleotide messenger RNA. NCBI's taxonomy places the organism in Eukaryota, Viridiplantae, Streptophyta, Magnoliopsida, Malvales, Dipterocarpaceae. The record is from the annotation of a GenBank genome assembly.
ACUUAAAAAAAACGCUAAAACACCACCACCACCACCAUUACCACCGUGCCUGUGCCGUGUUCUCCUGCUGUUCGGAGAGAAAGUUCUUAGGUUGGACUUAGAUCUGACCCGCAUUGUCUUGGUUUUUCCUGUUACAUAAUCGGCUGUCGACAUGGUUGCGCAAGAUUUCACCGUUGAUUUGAAUAAAGCCCUUGUCUUCCAGGUUGGUCAUCUUGGAGAAUCUUAUCAAGAGUGGGUUCACCAGCCUAUUGUCAGCAAAGAAGGUCCUCGGUUUUUUGAGAGUGAUUUUUGGGAGUUUUUGACGCGUACAGUCUGGUGGGCAAUCCCGGCCAUAUGGCUGCCAGUUGUAUGCUGGUGCAUUUCCAUGUCUGUACGGAUGGGUCAUACACUUCCCCAAAUAGCUUUAAUGGUGGUGUUUGGCAUUUUUGUUUGGACCUUGCUGGAAUACACUUUGCAUCGCUUCCUUUUUCACAUUGAAACAAAGAGUUAUUGGGGAAACACCAUCCACUAUCUUCUUCAUGGCUGCCACCAUAAGCACCCAAUGGAUGGUCUUCGGCUUGUCUUUCCUCCUGCUGCAACAGCUGUUCUAUGCAUUCCGUUUUGGAACCUGGUAAAGCUCAUAGCCACUCCAUCGAGUACACCUGCUUUGUUUGGAGGUGGUUUGCUAGGUUAUGUCAUGUACGAUGUAACCCAUUACUACCUGCACCAUGGUCAGCCAACAAGUGAAGUGCCCAAAAACCUCAAGAAAUACCACUUGAAUCAUCACUUCAGGAUCCAGAAUAAGGGUUUUGGAAUUACUUCAGCAUUAUGGGACAGAGUUUUUGGAACACUUCCAACCACAAAAGCCGCUGAGAAGAGUAGAUAAUUUAGUUGGAGAUCGAUGAAUAAGUAUUAAUUGGUUCCUAGUGUGAUUAUUAAACAUAUUCUUUUAGUGAUUCUUUCUUCGGUUUCUGUUUUCCGUAUGCUGCUUGAGACGAUGUUAUGUCGGUAGCAUGUCAUGGAUGGUCUCUCUUCAAAUUCAAUAGUUUUGUGUAAAUGAUAUUAUGUUCCCAUAUCUAUUGCCAUUUUAUGAAGGAAAUGUUCCCCAUCUAAUAAGCUGUGGAUGACGUU